AUAUCACGUAUCACAUUGUGCAACAAAAAGGUGGUGUUUGGACAGCAAAGGUCAAUUCAGCCCCUAUUUAUCAGUUGUUCCAACUUCCCAGGAAAUCUCCCUGCAGAAAGAUUCAUUUUGAUUGCUAGAAGAAAUCUAUCGUCAUGUCCAAAUCAGUGAAGCAUAGCAUGCUGGAGAAGUUCCGGGAGAGAUUCCCAUUGGGCAAAAGACAACUAUCCAUCAAAGCCCGGGAAAGCCUCCAGCUUGAAUCAAAAUCAAAGACGGACUCUCAGCCGACACACAACACAGACGACGAGGAUGAUGAGGACCUUUGGACGCUUGCCUAUAAUCUGCUCAAAAAGGGAACUCCGACUCUGGUUGAGAAGUAUAACCGGAAAGUCCUUUCACUCAAGUGUAUAAAUAAAAACAGCUCUGAUCCGCUGUCAGAUAUAGAGACAACCCGAGAAAUUGUUUCCGCUCUUGCCAAAGCCCACGAAGACAAGCAGUGGAAUGUGCCAAGGGAGCAAGUAGAAAAGCUGGUCAAGUUCGCACUAGGAUGCAACUCGAUCAUUAGGCUAGCCGCCAAAUCUCAGCCGUAUACGACCCUGGCUUGGUCGGGAGUGUCUGUUUUCCUCUCGCUGCUUUCAGAUGGCCUGGAGCAAGCAGAAGUCAUGCUUGACGGGUUCAACUGCACGUACUUAAAGGUCUCCAUAAUCAAGCUCUAUGAGCUCAUAUUAAAGUACCAGGCUAUCGUCAUUUGCCGUCUCCCGGAAGGACAAAUGAAACGUGCAUGGGAUGCCACAGAUGCGCGUUGGAAGGAUGAAAGAUGA
Messenger RNA from Talaromyces stipitatus ATCC 10500, 809 nucleotides. RefSeq lists its product as uncharacterized. The record is from RefSeq and is a predicted model, not a curated record. Lineage: Eukaryota; Fungi; Ascomycota; Eurotiomycetes; Eurotiales; Trichocomaceae. The transcript has 4 exons. Bases 144 to 809 code for a protein of 221 amino acids.